AUAUAGAAAGUCUUUUUUAGAGAAAAAUGAGAUUUUUGUAAUAUAUUUGGAGGUAUGAAAUUUUUUAUAAUAAGUGAAAUUUGCGUAAGUUUUAGGUUAAUAUAAGAUGACUCCACCAAAAAGGGUCAUCUGAGUAAAUGAAGAAAGAAAAAGGUGGGGAUUGGUAGGAAUGGGGAGCAAGAAGAGGAAGAGAGGAGAGAAACCCACUGGCCACCCUCGCAACAAAUACUUUGAUAACCCGCCUGAUUUCACCGAAUUGGCCUCUAAAUACUCUACCUUUGCACCAUACGUUUUCUAUUCAGGAGAUGGUCGGCCAAGAAUUGACUGGACCGAUUUCAAUGCCACUCGUGAACUCACCAGAGUCCUCCUCCACCAUGAUCAUGGACUCAAUUGGUGGAUUCCUGAUGGACAGCUCUGCCCCACAGUCCCAAACAGAUCGAACUAUAUUCAUUGGAUUGAAGACCUUUUGUCAUCAGACAUCAUUCCUAAAGUUCAAGCUGACGGAAACACUGCUAAAGGUUUUGAUAUAGGAACUGGGGCCAAUUGCAUUUAUCCUCUUCUUGGUGCAUCUCUUCUGGGUUGGAAGUUUGUUGGCUCUGAUGUUACUGAUGUAGCUUUGGAGUGGGCAGAGAAAAAUGUCAAAAGUAAUCCUCAUAUUUCUGAAUUGAUUGAGAUCAGAAGAGUUAACAUGGACAACCCAGCAUCUUCCAGUGAGGAGUUGAAUGACGAACCAGGAAAAUAUGGCCAAUGUACAGACGAGGCUGUUGUCAUUGGGCCUUCACCUCCUGCUCAUCUCCAAAUGCAUUCACGUAUAGGAAAAGGUUAUGAUGGACCACCCAUACUUGUUGGUGUAGUCAAGGAUGGGGAGACAUUCGACUUCUGUAUGUGCAAUCCUCCAUUUUUUGAGACGAUAGAGGAAGCUGGGUUAAAUCCAAAGACUUCUUGUGGUGGGACUGUGCAGGAGAUGGUUUGUCCUGGUGGAGAGAGUGCUUUUAUCGCUCGCAUUAUUGAGGAUAGUGUUCAACUAAGACAAUCAUUUGGGUGGUACACCUCAAUGGUUGGAAGAAAAACUAACCUAAAGGUACUGAUAUCAAAGCUUUGGGAGGUUGGAGCUACAAUAGUGAAGACAACUGAAUUUGUCCAAGGUCAAACAUGUCGAUGGGGGCUUUCCUGGUCAUUUCUCCCUGCUUCCAAGAAGAUUGUACCAUCCCAUGUGGCUGAAAAGAAUAACUUGUCAUUCAUGCUUGAGGGUCUGCAACGCCAUCAGAGUGCCUUUGAUGUCUUGCAAUCAGUGGAAUCCUACUUCUACAGUAUUGGUGCAUCCUCUAAAUUAGACUCUGCCUCAUUUAAAGUCGACGUAACUUUGUCAGCUGAGCAAUGUAAUUCUAUCCUGAAGACUCAAACACAGAAUGGAAACGAACAGGAUAUAUUAAUAUCUGCAAAUUGUCCCUCUGACCAACUGAAUGACAUGCGUCUGCGUGUUUCUGUAUUCCAGCAGAUACCAGGGACUCUACUGGUGAAAGGAUUAUUGCUCCAGAAAGAGAUCCUUGUACCAGGGGUAUUUUCUGUUAUAUUCCAGCAAUUACAGGAAGUCCUGAAAAGCAAAUUCAGUAAAGGCAUCAGAUGAUGGUUCCUUCUCUAGGUGCAGAGGAUUGCCUGCAUGUGAUCUGCAAAACUUCUAAAUCUAGUGAUGAUACAAGUGUGACUUAUAUGCAACCUUUACCUUUUCCCCAAAAAAGUGCGACUUAUGCACGUCUAAACAGUUAGGUAGGUUGUGUGGGACAUGUAGUAUACAGGGGUGGAUCUACGGUAUCGGUGGGCGUUCCCGGGAACCCCCACCCGCUACCGUAAGGCUUAAUUCUCAAUGGGUUUAAAUAUUAACAGGUAGGAACCCAUAACAAAGUAAUGGGAUUGCUUAGUGGUAGGAGGGAAAGACUUGAGAUGCAUGCCAUGUUGCUUUUGGUCAUGAGUUUGAGCCUUUGUGGUGGUUCUUUUUUUUGUUUAAUUUUUUCCAGUAUUAUUUAUUUUAUUGGGAACCCACAAGUUUGAAAUUUUGGAUCCGCCUCUGGUAGUGUAUCUUUCUUUGCUCUUCUGUUUUAUGAUAGAAUUUUGUUCUUGAUUUGGCUCAAAA
Molecule: messenger RNA, 2131 nt
Organism: Capsicum annuum
Lineage: Eukaryota; Viridiplantae; Streptophyta; Magnoliopsida; Solanales; Solanaceae
Product: U6 small nuclear RNA (adenine-(43)-N(6))-methyltransferase
Exons: 8
Coding region: 170-1627 (485 amino acids)
Biological process (GO): rRNA base methylation
Cellular component (GO): nucleus
Molecular function (GO): 23S rRNA (adenine(1618)-N(6))-methyltransferase activity
Source: RefSeq, a predicted model, not a curated record